AUGGACGCACCCGAUUCUGCAUCACCGAACCUAAUAAGAGAUCUAAUCUGCCUGGAGUACUCACUAAGUAAAAUACUAAACGACUCACCUCGAACGCCUUGGAAACAGGUAUUGCAAGUAUGUCAAGAAGUUCUUCUGAGUGGAGACAAUAAAACAAAUCAUUUGGUUCAGAGGAAACUUAUUGCACAGCAGAUACUACAUUCGAAUGCGGAACUUACUCCAGAUAUAGAAAUAGAUGCAUCGAUAAAACGCAAAGUCCAAACAGUCAUCUCGAGACUCAAGAGUACUGGCUUGGACGAUUUGUCCAUUGAAAACAUAUGUUCCAAAUCAAACUUUGAGACAGAGGUUACAGAGCCGAAAUUACCUACCCCACCUUCUGAUGACGUACUAAUAGAUUUCGACACCGACGAUACAGAUAAUACACCUAAAAGAGUGCAUCAGUUGUGGACUCCACAAGAAGAUGAAUUGUUAUGGAAAUUGAGAGUGGAACAAGCUUUGAAAUGGGACAACGUUUUGCCAUUUAUGGGUAAACGCUCUCUUAGUGCUUGUGAACUCAGGAUUCACCGUAUAAUGCGGACUUUCACAAAACAACCGCAGUCCGAGUCCAAACUGGAGGAGGAGGAAGAGGAAAAAGGUCUCAAUAUGAAUGAAAAAGAGUCUAUGGACGUAAACAAUACGCAAAAGAAUCCAAUAGAGGAUGGAAACCCGGUAUAUGAAUGGAGUCAAAAGAAGGAUCAGUUAUUAUGGGACUUGAGAGCCAAGGAACUUUUACCAUGGGAUGAGAUUGGGUCCCACUUUGAGAAUUUCACAGUAACCGAUUGCAAAGAAAGAUUUGAUCACAUAUUCCCAACAUUUUUGAAAAAACAUGUCCCACUGCCCAAAAGGAAGGGUGUUGCAAGUAAGAAAUGGACCUCAGGAGAGGUGGACUUUUUGCGUGAGUUGAUCUUUGAACGAAAUCUCGAAAUGAAGGAUGUAUUUCAUUUCUUUCCAAAUCGGUCAGAAUCAGGUGUCAAUGCGAAGUUGUGGGAUAUGCGACAAAAAGGCAUCGCUCCUAAGCUGAAAGAACCACCAUCUCAUUGGCCCACUACCCAUAAAAAAAGUACUGACAAGGAUCAACAAACCAAGACCAAAGAAACAACAGAUGUGCGUCGUAAUUGGACUAAUGAGGAAGACGAACUAUUAUGGAAGUUGACAACGGGCAAUGAUCCUGAUUGGGAAGAAAUGUCACUCAAAUUCAAACAUCGUACACCAAUUGCAUUACAGAAUAGAUACCGCCUCUUAAUACCAAAAUUCAUAAAAGGAGAGCCAACCAAUAGCAGAUCAUUAUUGCAAUCGCAGAUACGACCAAGCAGCAGAACCUCAACCCCUUCUCAACGCAGAGUUCCAUUACCUGGCAAGAGGCAAGUGGGACCCAAGUGGACACUAGAAGACGAGAAAUUGCUAUGGAAACUCAAAGUGGAACAAGGUGUAGAAUGGGAAGAUAUCUACCCCAAAUUUCCAACGAGGUCAAGACAAGCAAUUGAGACAAAGUAUUAUGAACUCAGAAAGAAAGGUGGAAAAGAUUUCAAAGUGAAAAAGUCAUUGAAGCCACUUGAACCUACGCGCAAAGAAAAGAACGUCAGGAGCACAGCUACAACCAAACGACAAGUCAAACCAGCUUACGAACCGUCAGAGGACGAAAUAUUACGCGACUGUAUCGAGCAUGAUCUUACAAGACUGAACUUGUCAAUUUGCUUUCCAAACAAUAGCAUUGAGAAUAUACGCACACGCAUUGAAAGUCAUCCAAAUUUUGUUCAAAAUUCCUUAACAAAAGGAGAGAAAUUGAUGUUGACUGAACAAGUGCGUAAUGAAGAUGCUGUUGAAAAUGUUUACUACCAUUACCCAUUGAGAUCAAACUCGUUUAUUGACCUGAAAUACAAGGAAAUUGCGUAUGCAAGUCUGAGAAAAAUGAAAUUCAAAACUCUCCAGGAAAGGUUGAUGUAUGAAGCUGGUAUGGCUUGCAUUGGAAGUGGAUCAUCUAAACGUAGCACUAGGAGAAGUGCGGGAAGUGAAGUUGACUUUAAUAAACUUGAAGAAUUGGAACAAGAGGCAAGCAAGAUUGAACCGGCUCCAAAACCUAAAGUUGAUCCCGAAGUUGCAGCCGCUAGAGCCAAAGCGAGACUCGAAGCAAUUGAAAGAAAGAAGGCUGAAAGAAAACUCCAGCUUGAGUUAGCCAAAGCUAGACGAUUAGCGAAUCCGGAACUUUACGCAAAGCGAGCCCCAUCUCCCUUGGUAAGUGUCAAUCUACUCAAGCAGUUGAGUGAGAGUGCAGAGUAUUUCCAAACGGUAACUGGUGAUAGACAAAAGGUUCAAGAGGGGGCUAAGCGGAAACGUACCCAAACUGUAAUAUAUUCACCUGCUGUUGAAGUUAAAUUGAAAACGAGAGCACGUCAAGCACAAAAAUCAGAAUUGAAAAAGAAGUUGUGGGAAGAAGCUAGGUUAAAGAGGGAACUACAACGGAAAUCAAAGAAAUCCGCACCCAAGAAGAGGAGAAAACUUAACAAGAAGGGAAAACACAAUUUUGAUGAUGAGUAUGAGGAAUUUAGUGAUUUCGAUUUCCAGAGCACAGAAACAGAGUCUCAACCGGAAGAAGAGGAAGAUCAUAUCAGUCCCUUUGAUCCACCAGACAUCAAUGCUGACACAUUGGUUCCGUUGAAUGCGCGUCAUUUAUUUUUCAAAGCUAUCUAUGAGGAGCAAGAAAAUGUCAGCUUGCCUCAAUUAAACUUUAGACAUUUGGAACAAGGCGAGACUGCGAAACAUGCAAUGACGACUGAUGAUGGUACCAUAUUAUACGACGAUGAGCUCGCAGCUGAUGUUGUUGGUUCACAUCGUAAAUGUUAUCGUGAUAUGCCAAUCUCAUUCCCCCAGUAUUCUACAUCUCCAGUGACUUCGAUUAAUGGCGACGUCAAUAUCAAUUACGCCAAUAGUGUCAAGGUUCGAUUUUUGCUCUAUCCACAGCAUUGCGAGCUGUUUGUGCUUGCUGAACCAAAGGACAAUGAAUUGGACCCUGUGCACGAAAUCAUCAAGGUGUUUAUGAUCCACUAUGCGUUGUACUUUGACUAUUCAGCAUCAAUAAAAAACUAUAUCAAUGAAUUGUGCCACAAGUUGGAAUUGACGAUUGAGGCCAACGAUUUCAGUGAGUUCAUUUAUGUUCUUGACAUUUGGAACACAUUGAUGUUGGAAUUAUCACCUAAUGAGGAAGCAGUUGCUCAAAUUCUCGCAACUGGUGACGACAUAAAUGCUGGCGCCAGGUCGUUACUCAAUGAGUCUGAAAUUAGACGAGUCAAUACUGAAGAUUUGAAUUUGGAGAUGUUUUACAAUGAAAUUUGUUUUGAGUCAAUUAGUCCCGUGUAUGAGCCCGUUGAGGGGGAAGUUGAAGACAUUGAGGAUGAUGAGAAUGCAGAUAUCUCCAUUGGUAAAAUUGAGCCGCCACCUCAACAUAAUACUCCACUGGAAAGGGGAAUGAAGUGCGUUAAACCAACCAAUUACAAACCAGACUUGUUUAAGCGAUUACGUGAAAAGACAACUUUAUCACGCUACGCUAUCCAGCAGAUCCUCGUUCGUGUUUAUGCACGAGUCGUGUCUACCGAUUCAAGAAAGUUGCGAUCCUACAAAGCAUUCACUGCCGAGGUGUAUGGAGAAUUACUCCCAUCGUUCACCAGUGAAGUAUUGGAAAAAGUGCAAUUGAAACCGACACAGAAAUUUUACGAUUUGGGCUCAGGUGUGGGCAACACUACGUUGCAGGCCGCGUUGGAGUUUGGUGCUUGUAGCUCUGGUGGAUGUGAGAUUAUGGAUCAUGCGUCGCACUUGACCACGUUGCAGGAAAAUUUGAUUCAAAAGCACUUGGCCGUGUUUGGACUAUCGCCAUUGAAUUUAAAGUUUGCUUUGAAGCAAUCAUUUGUCAACAAUGAGCAAGUGCGUCAAGAUUGUCUUGCUUCGGAUGUGUUGAUCAUCAAUAAUUACUUAUUCGAUGGAGAAUUGAAUGAUGCCGUUGGUAAAUUGCUCUAUGGAAUUAAACCAGGGACAAAGAUUAUCAGUUUGAGAAAUUUCAUUAGUCCCAGGUACAGAGCAACCUUUGACACGGCGUUUGAUUUCUUUUCGGUGGAGAAACAUGAGAUGAGUGAUAUCAUGUCGGUUAGUUGGACUGCGAAUAAAGUGCCGUAUUAUAUUUCAACGGUGGAGGAGACUGUCAGACCCGAGUAUUUGGGUAGAGAUGAGUUGAUGGGGGAGUUGAUGUUGCAUGCGAGUAUGUUGCCAAAGUCGGGUACUCCAACCGUUGCAAGCGGCGUAAGCGGUGAAGACGAGAAGGAGGAGGAGGAAGAGGAGGAAGAGGAGGAAGAGAGGGAAGAGGAGGAAGAGGGGGAAGAGGAAGGAAGCGAAAGUGUGUAUGGCAUGGAUGUUGCUGCCAGUGGAGUUGUUGUUGUUGGUGGUGGUGGCGAGCUGACACCACCAACUGACCACAACUCUGACACAGAGAAUGCCAAAAGUAUAAGCUAA
Molecule: messenger RNA, 4536 nt
Organism: Lodderomyces theae
Lineage: Eukaryota; Fungi; Ascomycota; Pichiomycetes; Serinales; Debaryomycetaceae
Gene: DOT1
Product: histone methyltransferase
Exons: 1
Coding region: 1-4536 (1511 amino acids)
Biological process (GO): regulation of transcription regulatory region DNA binding; DNA damage checkpoint signaling; DNA repair
Cellular component (GO): nucleus
Molecular function (GO): histone H3K79 methyltransferase activity
Source: RefSeq, a predicted model, not a curated record